CAAAAGUUACUGUGGAGUAUAUAUAAGACCUGUGAACCCAAAAGCAAAGACAAAGACCACAGCAGUCACAUCUGAGCAACUGAAAGCAGAACUUGAAGCAACAAGUGAGUGUAGCAGACUCCAUUUUCUGCGUUUAAACAGCCUUUAUUUUUUAUCAGAAAUGUCUGGAUCUGCCAUGUUCGUGGGCCUGUUUUUCCUCCUGUCUGUUUGUUCGGCGUGUUAUAUUUCCAACUGCCCAAUCGGUGGAAAGAGGUCAAUCAUGGAUGCACCCCUUCGCAAGUGCAUGUCCUGUGGCCCUGGGGACCGAGGCCGCUGCUUCGGCCCCAGCAUCUGCUGCGGGGAGGGUCUCGGCUGCCUGAUGGGUUCACCUGAGUCGGCUCACUGCAUAGAGGAGAACUAUCUGCUCACUCCCUGUCAGGCAGGAGGUCGACCCUGUGGUUCAGAGGGAGGACGCUGCGCUGCUUCUGGACUCUGCUGUGAUGCAGAGAGCUGCACUGCAGAUCAGAUGUGCCUCCCUGAGGAUGACGGAGAUGACCAAACCAGCCAGUAUGAAGGUGGUGACCCCGGAGACAUCAUCCUCAGGCUCCUGCAUCUGGCCAGCCACUCUUCUCACCGAUCGCACCAAUGAGCACCUCUGUCCUUGAAGGUUUCUCCGCAAGGACAAAAACAAUGGGACUUGUAGUUCCUGCUGAAUAGUUGUGUUGAAUAGUCCAUGUUUGUCGCCAUUGUUUUCUCUUUCUCUUGGAGUGCUUCGGUAGAGUGCCUUUGUCAAUAUAUUUUAGUAUGAAAACAGGGAUAAAUAUGGACAGAUCAUCCUGAUUCCUGCAUGCUGAAAUAAAGUUU
Cyprinodon variegatus (sheepshead minnow) is the source of this 843-nucleotide messenger RNA. RefSeq names its product isotocin-neurophysin IT 1-like. Bases 161 to 628 code for a protein of 155 amino acids. Lineage: Eukaryota; Metazoa; Chordata; Actinopteri; Cyprinodontiformes; Cyprinodontidae. The record is from RefSeq and is a predicted model, not a curated record. Gene Ontology annotation, molecular function: neurohypophyseal hormone activity. The transcript is spliced from 3 exons. Gene Ontology annotation, cellular component: extracellular region; secretory granule.